AUGGACGGCACCACUUCGCCGGCCCUACCACAACCCUCCCCGUCGCCCGCACCCCACCAAGCGUCUGUGCUUCAACCCGACGACAGCACCGCGACGCAGACGAACGAGCGGGCAGACAGCUCGCAGGGAGGACUAGAAGGGUCCGAGCCGUGGCUCACGCCGAAGCGCGAGCGCUCUCCUUCAACGUCUUCGACUCGAGCCACUCCCCAAGCCGACGGCGGACCUCUUCGCAAGAGGGCCAAGAUGGCGAAGUGGACGCGAGAGGAAGAACUCGCUUUCCUCGAGGUCCGGAAGAGCGACGUCGAUCUGGACUGGGAUCCCCUGGCCGAAAAGCUGGCGGCGAGGGGAUUUCCAAAGCGUAGCGGUGCUGCCCUCAAGGCUCGCUGGGUGGCCAAGGAUGGGUCCAACGAUAGUCCUGGUCUUGGUUCGGAACGGGUUAGGCCCACUUGGUCGGCGCAGGAGAAAGUCGAUCUCCUUGCCAUUGCGACGCGCGGGGGCGCAUGCUGGAUGCCCGACUUCCGCAAGUCGUCCAUCAAGUGGGAUACUUGGACGCCCUUCUUCCCCGGAAGAACAAAGACGGAAGUGAGCUGGAAGGCGCACGACUUGCGCCAGACGGAGGAGAAGAAGUUGGCGAGGAUUGGCCUGAAGCCGACCGCAAGCCAGGAGGUGCAGCUAAGAUGGCAGCAACUGAAGGCUGCGGCCGCGAUAUCUUUUCGUCAUUGGACGCCGUCCACGCCAGUCCCUGCGUAUGCCAUUCCCCCUCCAGCACCAACACCGGGUCCGUCACAGCCUACACCUAUCGCCGCCUCCACCAGCGCGACCUCUCAGACAGUCGCCCAGGACACCACGGCUGCCGCUCUCACCUCUAGCUCUUUCACAACGUACACGGCGAUGCCUCAGCCCUCUCCUCUUGACGCCAAACCUCUCGAGAGGGCAAACCCGGCUACGCCUCCGAGCGACUCCGUAUCAUCCCGUUUCAUCUCGCCAGUCUUUCCCGCAUCUUCCUCGUCCUUGUCAUCUCUCUCCACUCAACCUGUCGACGUCCUCGACACCAAACAUCCCGACAUCGGUCCCCUCGCCACCUUGACGUCCGGCGACAUGCAGCCACUUUUCGACAAGCUCGUCUCUGGCUUAUGCACACACCUCGCCAAGAAGCUCGACUCUGUACAAGCUGUCAACGCUGGGGACGCUUCGAUAGGCGCAUCGGCGAUACUGGCAGCAGGAGAAGCGGGAGGUUCAGGGACGGGAACGAGGAGGACGAGCGACGGAGCGCGCGGGCAGGCUGCGGCGGGCUGGGGCGACGAGGAGGACCUGUCGUGGCUUCCGCGGACGGAGAGAGGCGUCGCGCUGGUGAAGCGGCUACGCGGAAUAGCGGCACGGUUAGCGGCGUGA
This is a messenger RNA of Rhodotorula toruloides NP11, 1392 nucleotides long. Its product is annotated as MYB-like domain containing protein. The record is from RefSeq and is a predicted model, not a curated record. Lineage: Eukaryota; Fungi; Basidiomycota; Microbotryomycetes; Sporidiobolales; Sporidiobolaceae. Bases 1 to 1392 code for a protein of 463 amino acids. The transcript has 3 exons.